AUGAGAGAAACAGAACCACAGCAAGAUGAAGAAAUGGAAAAUCUGAGAUCCAAAGCCACAGAACUUCUCCUAAGAGAAGAAUACAAACCCUCAAUCCAAGCCUACACCCAAAUCAUCUCCCUCUGCCAAACCCGCAUCGCCGCCAAAAACCCAGAUGGGCCCCACCUCAACAAGCUCCUCUGCCUCUCCUUCUCCAACCGGGCCGAAGCCCGGGCCCGCCUGUCGGACCACACCUUAGCACUGACAGACUGCGAGGAGGCCUUAAGAAUCGACGAUUCCCAUUUCAAAACCCUCGUUUGCAAGGGUAAGAUUCUGCUGAGUCUGAACAGGUACGGCGCCGCCCUGUGCUGCUUCAACGCCGCCAAUCUCGGCCCGCAGGCGAGCGAGAAUUCCGAUCUGGUAAAUGGGUUCUUGGAAAAAUGCAAGAGGCUCGAGUUUCUAUCGAGAACCGGCGCGUUUGAUAUUUCCGAGUGGGUGCUGAGUGGGUUUCGUGGGAAAUCGCCCGAAUUAGCAGAGUACAUCGGCGCAUUGGAUAUCAAGAAAUCGGAAAUCAGUGGUCGCGGCCUGUUUGCGACGAAGAAUGUCGAAAGCGGGACUCUGCUUUUCGUCACUAAAGCCGUCGCAGUUGAUCGGGCUAUAAUGCCGCAGGAUUCCGGCGAGAACGCCCACUUGGUUAUAUGGAAGAACUUUGUCGAUAAAGUGUCGGACGCCGCCGGGAAAUGCAGCGGCCUCACCAAUUUGAUAUGGAAUCUAUCUUCCGGUGAAGAAGACGAGGAGAACACGAUGGAAGUUCCUAGAAUCGGAAUCUUUAGGCCCGAGGAAUUCGAUACCGAUUCUUGUAAGAAGAAGAAGAAGGUACUAGAUAUGGGUAGAUUGUUGAGUAUCUUGGAUGCGAAUUCUUUUCUCGAGGAUUCGAUUUCGGCAAAAGUAUUGGGUAAAAACGCGGAUUACCAAGGUGUAGGGUUGUGGGUUCUGGCUUCAUUGAUCAACCAUUCUUGCGAACCGAACGUGAGGCGGUUGCACGUGGGGGACCACGUGGUGGUCCACGCGUCUCGAGAUUUGAGGGCGGGGGAGGAGUUGACUUUCGCGUAUUUCGACGUGCUUUCGCCGUUGAGUAAAAGGAGGGAAAUGGCGAGGAGUUGGGGGUUUGUUUGCGGGUGCAAGAGGUGCAAAUUCGAAGAGAAUUUGGGGUGUAAGCACGAGACGAGAGAGAUGGAGAUCUUGAUGAUGGGGGGGAAAGGCGGGGUCGAUAUGGGGGGAGUGGUGUAUAGAUUGGAGGAAGGGAUGAGGAGGUGGGGGGUGAGGGGGAGGGGGAAGGGGUAUUUGAGGGGGUCGUUUUGGGAGGCGUAUUCGAAGGUUUUCGGUUCGGAGAAGGUGAUGAGGAAGUGGUGGAGGAAGAUUCCGGAAGGGGAGGCGGUGGUUGAUAGCGUGGUGGACGCGGUGGGGAGCGAUGAGAGGGUUGUGAAGGUUUAUUUGGAGGGGUUGAAGAGAGGCGGCAGCGGUGGUGGCGGUGGCGGCGGCGGGAUUAAUGGGGUGGUGGAGAUGGAGAAGGCAAUGAAGUUGGCAAGAGGUGUUUAUGGGAAGGUGAUGAAGAAACAUGCACUUAGGAGUUUCAUUCACUUUGGUGAAUAA
Messenger RNA from Erythranthe guttata (spotted monkey flower), 1632 nucleotides. It is a transcript of the gene SDG35, whose product is annotated as SET domain protein 35. Gene Ontology annotation, molecular function: protein binding. NCBI's taxonomy places the organism in Eukaryota, Viridiplantae, Streptophyta, Magnoliopsida, Lamiales, Phrymaceae. The record is from RefSeq and is a predicted model, not a curated record.